AUGGACGAGGCGUUGAUCGGAUGGUUGUUCUUCGGCUCGAUGAUUUUGUGGCGGUUCGUGUCGAGGACUGGCAAGGUCGACCAGGUCAAGAUGAGGAAAGUAUGCCGUUCUUGUACGCCGUUCCUGCAGUGGUACGCGAUCACGGGGUUGGGGCUCGUCGUAUCCAUGGCCCGCACAAUGUUUGACGUGUGGAAGUACGACUAUAAAGGAGCUAAUUACUUGGACCCAGCAGCGGUCGAGAAGCACAUCCAGGGAAAAAACGUUGAUGUCGAGGAUUUCCCUCCGUGGUUGAGAAAGGUGUCGCUCGUUGCUCCCAUGGUUGGCGUUGUCGGCUUCGUGAUCUCCAUGUGGCAGAGCUUGCGCCUGAUUCGGGGCAGCCUGAGAGCCAACAAUGCAAAGUAUGUGAACCCCGAGGCCAUACCAGAGAACAAGAAGGAUUUGCUGCACAAGUGUAUGGACCAGCUGCUGAUCAUCAUCGGGGUGCCCCUAGUGUUCAUCGUCUUUGCCACGCGCGCCCUCACGCGCCAGUGGGAGGUGAUGACAGGGAGCUACUGCUGGGGCGAGUGUGUCCAUCCGGUUCACACGAGGGCUCUCGUGUCCGACCAGUGCAAGUUGGACAUGUAUUUUGCCACGGCCUUCCAGUUCUACGCCAUGUGGGAGUUCGGCGAGCUCGUCGGGCGCUUCAUGAGCGAUCACCGGCUGCAAUGGAAUGGUCCAGCCAUUGAGGACGAUGACCCGCAAGCCAUCAUUCUCAAUUAUCGUAAGACCCUCAAGUGGGCCUCCGUGUUGGGGUUGUUUGCUUUUGUGGGCAUCGGUGCGCUGAAGUCUGUGAUCGAAUUUGGCAUGACUGUCGCUCUCAAUGUGCUGCCGACACAGAGCGUCGACGUGAAUGAGAAAAUGGCCCUGGUGGAAAAGAAGGUAGAGACUGUGUUCGCAUUCGCUACUUUCCUCUGCGUGUUCAACAUGAUACUGAUCAGCAACAUGGCACCUCUCAAAGAAGCACUGGGCAGCAAAAUCAACAUGAAAUUCCACGGAACCCGAACAAUGUUGUUGGUCGUUCAAAUUCAGCCUCAGGUCUUGAAUUUCUUUGUGAUCAAGUGGAGUAUGAUUCAGACCGCUCAUUCACAAUCCAUGUCGCACAGCUGGUGGCAAUUUUUGACCCACGAGCAGUCCAUCUUGUUAAACGUGACCUUGGUGCUCUACUGGUGUUGCUUCGUGUCACUGGCGAACGCCAUUAUGUGGAAUAUCGACGACAAAAAGGUAGCACGCAUAUACGAAAAAGCGCUCCACCUGAAGCUCAGCUUAAGCGACAAUGCCAACAACAGGCAGGGGAACGAUGACCUGAGAAGGCCGCUGGUGUGA
Molecule: messenger RNA, 1362 nt
Organism: Prorocentrum cordatum
Lineage: Eukaryota; Dinophyceae; Prorocentrales; Prorocentraceae
Source: the annotation of a GenBank genome assembly